AUGUCUACGGUGUCUGUACAUGCUCUUAGCACUGGACACAUCACGAUUCCAGAGAGGUUCUUCGUUGUCCCUGCCGACCCAGUCGCGAAGCGCACUGUACCUUCACUGUCCUUCUUGGUACAGCACAGAGAUGAGAAAUCUGGAAAGCUGACCCGAGUGGUCUUUGAUCUGGGGAUGAGACGCGACCUGGCCCUCUACCCGGCCGAGUUGACUUCUCAUCUGGCCAACCGGGGACCUGUAUCUACCCAGCCUGACGCGGUUGCUUCAUUGGCAGCAGGAGGGCUGACGGUGGACGACAUCGACUAUGUUAUAUUCAGUCAUGUCCAUUAUGACCAUGUGGGAUAUCCCAAGGAUUUCACCAACGACAAAACGAGGUUCAUUGUCGGUAACGGGGCGCUCGAUCUUCUGAGCGGCAAAGCAAAAUAUGACCUAGGAAAACAUAUGAUCUUCGAGCCAGACCUGCUGCCACCGGAGCGGACGCUUGAGCUGCCUCCUCCUGGUAGCGCGGAUUCGCACUUUACGUGGCAACCACUGUCAACGUUUCCUGACGCGAUAGACUUCUUCAAAGAUGGCAGCUUGUACAUUGUAAAUGCGCCCGGCCACCUCCCAGGCCACAUCAAUUUACUAUGCAAGAUCUCGUCUCAGCCGACCAGGUUUGUCUGCCUCGCGGGGGAUGCAUGCCAUGAUGGUCGUCUCUUGACUGGCGAGUGCGAUAUAGCAACGUGGACGGACGAGACUGGGAGGUAUUGUUGUAUGCACGUGGACAUUCCUCAAUCGAAAGCCACCCUGGCGCGGUUGUACGCUGCUUCGAAAGAUGGUAUCAAGAUCGAAGCAGAAGACCAGCCAGCGAGUAUGGAAGUGAUUUUUGCUCACAACUACGAAUGGGAGGAAACGGCGAAGAAGGAAGGGAAGUUUUGGCCCGGAAGGCUGUGA
Molecule: messenger RNA, 933 nt
Organism: Cladophialophora yegresii CBS 114405
Lineage: Eukaryota; Fungi; Ascomycota; Eurotiomycetes; Chaetothyriales; Herpotrichiellaceae
Exons: 1
Coding region: 1-933 (310 amino acids)
Source: RefSeq, a predicted model, not a curated record